Messenger RNA from Juglans regia (Persian walnut), 2214 nucleotides. RefSeq lists its product as uncharacterized. The coding region runs from base 1 to 2214 and encodes 737 amino acids. The transcript is spliced from 4 exons. The record is from RefSeq and is a predicted model, not a curated record. Lineage: Eukaryota; Viridiplantae; Streptophyta; Magnoliopsida; Fagales; Juglandaceae.
AUGAAAGAUCCAUUUUUUAUCACUUCACUCUUAAUUCCUGGACCAAGAUCACCGGGAAAUGAAAUCGAUGUUUAUCUUCAGCCUUUGAUAGAUGAAUUGAUUGAUCUAUGGGAUAAUGGUGUUGAUACAUACGAUGCAAAGGCCAGAGAGACUUUCCGAUUGCAUGCAGCAUUGUUGUGGACAAUCAAUGACUUCCCUGCUUAUGGAAACCUCUCCGGGUGGAGCACUAAGGGAAAGAUGGCAUGUCCAUCGUGCAAGGAAGAAACAGAUUCAAUGUGGUUGACAUAUAGCCGAAAACAUUGUUACAUGGGUCAUCGCCGAUUCUUGCCAUCGGACCACAUCUGGAGAAAGAAAAAGACUAUUUUUAAUGGCUAUGCAGAGCAUCGCGACCCGCCUAUGGUGUAUUCUGGAGAAGAUAUACUGAUUCAACUUCAAGAUAUUCCUGAUGCAAAUUUUGGUAAAGGCAUAAAGAAAAGAAAGCGUACCAUAGACGAGUUUAAUUGGACCAAAAAAAGUAUCUUCUUUCAAUUGCCGUAUUGGUCGACUAUAAAGAUUAGACAUAAUCUAGAUGUAAUGCACAUUGAGAAGAACAUUUGUGACAACAUCUUAGGAACUUUGAUGAAUAUCUCUGGAAAAACUAAAGAUCAUCCUAAUGCACGUCGUGAUCUUUCCAAUCUCAAUAUAAGAAAGGAGUUACACCUUAUUCAGGAUGAUACACGCAUUAGUAUGCCACAUGCAUGUUAUACGUUGUAUGGAGUUGAGCGGACUGGUUUUUGUAAUUGGUUGCGGGGUGUGAAAUUCCCAGAUGGAUUCGCUUCAAACAUUGCCAGAUGUGUUAGUGUACCUGAUUGUAAAAUCUCGGGAAUGAAAAGUCAUGAUUGCCAUAUUUUCAUGCAAAGGUUACUUCCUGCUGCAAUUUCUGGAUACUUACGCCAAGAUGUUCGAUUGGCACUAACUGAGUUAAGCACUUUUUUCAAAGAAUUGUGUGCUAGAACAUGUAAGGUGGAUGUCUUAGAGCGGCUUCAAGCUGAUAUUGCUGUCAUUCUCUGCAAGUUUGAGAUGGUUUUUCCGCCGACCUUCUUUGAUAGAUAUGUUAAGAAUAAGGCCUGCCCGGAAGGUUCAAUAGCCGAGGCCUAUAUCCAUGUAGAAUGCUUGAAUUUUUGUUCCAUGUACCUCCACGAUGUUGAGACUAGAUUCAAUCCCGUCGAACGUAAUGUUGAUGAAGAAGAUGAGGGUGUACGGGAGGGACUAAGUGUUUUUUCACAGAAGGUGCGCCCCAUGGGUUUUGCUUCACGUCACCGAUUAGACGAUAACAUUUUCAUAAAAGCCAGAUGUGAGCACUACAUGCAGAUCAGUGAAGAGUAUCCUGAUGAUGUCGAUAGUAUGCAUGCUGCAAAAUUCCCAGAUUGGUUCAAGUCACAUAUUCAAAGUUUGCGUGCUGAUAAUCUCGGACAAGUUUCAGAGGAUCUAUAUGCCCUAGCAUGUGGUCCUGACCCUUGGGGUGCAUCCUAUUCAGGUUGCAUAACCAAUGGUAUAAGAUUUCACACAAAAAAUCGUGAAGAACAUCGUCGCACCCAAAACUCAGGUGUCAUGGUGAUUAGUGAACAACCAGGAUCUGAAAAGCUUGAGUUCUUUGGUAGACUAACAGACAUUUUGGAAAUCCGCUACAUGGGUUGGCGUCGUGUUUACUUAUUCAAAUGUGAAUGGUUUGACAUCUCUGAUUCCAAACAAGGGAUACGUGUGGAAAAACAUUUUAUUAGUGUGAAUAUGUCUCGGACAGCUUAUAAGGACGACCCUUUUGUUUUGGCGUGCCAAGCGUCGCAGGUGUUUUACCUAAAAAAUUGCUGCAUCCGUGGUGAUUGGUAUAUAGUGCAAAAGGUCAAAGGUCGAAAUGUCUAUGACCUUCCACGAAAACCCCUAAUUGAAGAUGAUGCAUCUGAUUCUAGCGACGUUGAUGCAUACCAAGAGGAUAAUUCUGGCGAUGCUUACGUGAAUGUCCAUGCUGAUGACAUCCCACUGCAAACAAACAUGCACAGGCCUAAUGUUGAGCCGGAGCAGAUUGAAGUUGACACAUCGGUAAUGCAAAGGUCAAAUUGCAACCAGUUUGAGAGGGGGUUUAUCAAUGACGAUACAAGUGAAGACAGUUCUUCUCACAGCACCGAAGUGGAGGGUAGCAUAGAAGAAGAUAGUCUCUCAGAGGAUGAGAUGAACUAG